CGCGCCGCGGCGGCGGUAGCGGCGCGCGGGAGGCGGAGGAGAAGGAGAAGGAGGAGGAGGAGGAGGCAGCUCGGUCCGCGCCGCCGCGGCUGAGGGAGGGCAGCGAGCCGCAGCCCAGCGCCUGCAGCACCGCCAGCGCCAUGGCUCAACAGAAGAACCUUGAAGGAUAUGUGGGGUUUGCAAAUCUUCCAAAUCAAGUUUACCGGAAGUCCGUGAAGAGAGGAUUUGAGUUCACACUCAUGGUAGUAGGUGAAUCUGGACUGGGAAAAUCAACAUUAAUCAACUCAUUAUUCUUAACAGAAUUAUAUUCCCCGGAGUAUCCAGGUCCUUCACACAGAAUUAAAAAGACUGUACAGGUUGAGCAGUCAAAAGUUUUAAUCAAAGAAGGAGGUGUUCAGUUACUACUUACAAUAGUUGACACACCAGGAUUUGGAGAUGCUGUGGAUAAUAGUAAUUGUUGGCAGCCUGUUAUCGACUACAUUGACAGUAAAUUUGAGGACUACCUGAAUGCAGAAUCUCGAGUGAACAGACGUCAGAUGCCAGAUAAUAGAGUUCAGUGCUGUUUAUACUUCAUUGCUCCUUCAGGACACGGUCUUAAGCCUUUGGAUAUAGAGUUUAUGAAGCGCCUGCAUGAAAAAGUGAAUAUCAUUCCACUUAUUGCCAAAGCAGACACACUUACACCCGAGGAAUGCCAACAGUUUAAAAAACAGAUAAUGAAAGAAAUCCAAGAACACAAAAUUAAAAUAUAUGAAUUUCCAGAAACGGAUGAUGAAGAAGAAAACAAGAUUGUUAAAAAGAUAAAGGACCGUUUACCUCUUGCCGUGGUAGGUAGUAAUACGAUCAUUGAAGUCAAUGGCAAGAGAGUCAGAGGAAGACAGUACCCAUGGGGUGUUGCAGAAGUUGAAAAUGGGGAACACUGUGACUUCACAAUUCUGAGGAACAUGUUGAUAAGAACUCAUAUGCAAGACCUGAAGGAUGUCACUAACAAUGUACAUUAUGAGAACUACAGAAGCAGAAAACUGGCAGCUGUUACAUACAACGGUGUUGACAACAAUAAAAAUAAAGGGCAGCUAACAAAGAGCCCGCUGGCACAGAUGGAGGAGGAAAGGAGAGAGCAUGUAGCCAAAAUGAAAAAAAUGGAGAUGGAAAUGGAACAGGUGUUUGAGAUGAAAGUCAAAGAAAAAGUACAGAAGCUGAAGGACUCCGAAGCUGAGCUGCAGCGACGCCACGAGCAAAUGAAAAAGAAUUUGGAGGCUCAACACAAAGAAUUAGAGGAAAAGCGUCGCCAGUUUGAGGAUGAGAAAGCAAACUGGGAAGCUCAGCAACGUAUUUUGGAACAACAGAAUUCCUCCAGAACCUUGGAAAAGAAUAAGAAGAAAGGGAAGAUAUUUUAAAUGCAUCACUUUGACCACCAGUUACGUAUUAGUUGCCAAUAUGCCAGCCUGGACAUCAGUGUUUGUUGGAUCCGUUUGACUAAUUUUGCACCAGUCGUAUCCAUAGUAAUGGAUUUAACAGCAUGACAAAUUUUUGUUCAUUUUGAUGGAGAAUGAGAUGCCUUGAAUAGUCUGGGGUGUUGUGUACUUGGAAAAGUAACAGCUCUAAGUACCUUUUUUUCUGUUUUUCUUUUUUUUUUUUGUUUUUCUUUUUUUUUUUUUAAACAGACGCUAUUUUAAUGCAAAAGGAAACAUUUUACUGUUGUACAAUCAUGUUCUGGUGGUUUGACGGUUUACAGGAGACUCAAAUGCAAGGACUCCAGACGGUUUUUAGCAAGGAUAAAUUGCCAUAAUAAUGAUGCAAAUGAUGCUUCCCUAUCAUUGUAAUAUGAGAAUUCCAUUCAGUGCAGCAUAUACAAUAAUGUAAUUUAGUCUAACACAGUUGACCCUAUUUUUGACACUUCCAUUGUUUAAAAGUACACAUGGAAAAACAGAAGUUGUAGGCUUACAGUGCACCUAAGCUUUUUAUAACAACCCUUUUAUGUUUUGGAUUCUUUAAAUAUAUGCUAUCCUCAUUUAGUAACUUCUUUAGCCAGAAGGAUCUCAUUACUGCUUCAUUUUUGUAAUAACAUUUAAUUUAGAUAUUUUUCCAUAUAUUGGCCCUCCUAAAUAGAAUAUAGCUUCUUUCAUAUGGUAGGAACCAGUGAGUAAAUCUUUCCUUUAACUCCCUUUUUACAUUUUAUGGUAAGUAGCAGGAAAACGCAUUUAUAGGUCAUUUCUAGGCAAAAUUGUGGAGUUAACUACCAACCUGUUUCUACCUGUGUGCAGUCUUUCUUUAUUUUACUAGAAAUGGGAAUAUGGCCUCAAGAAAAAGAAAUCACCGAAUCGCAUUUAGCUGUAUUCAUAUACUGCAUUUCUGUAUUUUUGUUUGUAUUGUAAAAAGUCACAUAAUAAACAAUGUUGUGAUGUUA
Coturnix japonica (Japanese quail) is the source of this 2404-nucleotide messenger RNA. Lineage: Eukaryota; Metazoa; Chordata; Aves; Galliformes; Phasianidae. The record is from RefSeq and is a predicted model, not a curated record.